AUGCUCUAAUCACCUAAAUAUGCAAUUUCAACUGCUAAAUCUUAGUAGAAAGUGUUGACCUUAGAAACCAACACCUCUUAAUUUGAUGCCACUUCAACAAUUAUCUAAUCAAUGUAUUUACAAAUAGAUGAAUUGAUUGAAACAAUAAAAAAGAGAAAUCCAAAGUACAUUAAAUAAUAGAAAACUGAAGAGAAUAGCAUGACAUAUCAAGAUUAAUUAAACAUGUUUAAGGCUGAUGAAGAAUCAACUAAUUUAUAAUAGUAUUAUUUAGCGAUUGAAUCAGAAGAAAUAUCAAAUGCCUUAUAUGCCCAACCAAAUGAUGUUUUACUUUAAUAGGCACAGAUGAAAAAAACUUUAUAAGCUCUUUAAACAAAGAUAAAUCAAACUAAACAAACUCUUAGUAUAACCGAAAAUGAGUAUAGAGAACUUGAAUCAAAAGCACAAGCUAUCUAGGAAAAACAAUAAAAUUAUGCUUCAAUCUUAUUAAAACUCAAAGAAAAAUAAUAGAUUAAUGAUUCAGUUAACAAAUUACUAGAUUAAGUAGGUUAAUAGUAAUGGUUAAAGCUACGUUAGUUAUUUGAUGUAGAUAUGAUUAAGCUUAGUAUUCCUUUUGAAAAGCUGAUUAGACUUUAGCAAUUAUUAUUGAAGGAAUCAGAAAAUUUGAUACAAGUUGGAAAGCAUUAAUGUGUCUUGGAGGAGAAGAAAUAAUUUCUAAUUGAGAUUCAGUUAUAAUCACCAUUAAUUAAUCUAGUAUUGUCAUUUGAUUAGAUCCUGUUAAACAUAAUUCAUCAACCAAAAGAUUAAUUAAUCUCCAAGUAAGGAUUAUUAGUGUAAACCGUGAAAUGUCUUAAUAUUCUGCACUAAAACUUUUGCUGCAUUAUUCAAAGCUUGACUAAGUAAAAUUAUUCUUAAAAACAAUUUGAGGAGUCUCAAAAGGAAUUAAUGUAGGUAACUGCUUAAGCUAAGGCAUUUUCAUUGAACAAAACUUAGUUGUUAAUCGAAAUUGAUAAAAUGAAGAAGCAACUAAAAGAAGUGUAAUAAUAACUAUAAAAUUCUUAAAUGACGACAGAUCGAAAUAUUGAAAAUGAAGUCUAAAACCUGUUAGCAAUGUAUUUGAAGGAUAAAGAAAUCUUGAUGAGGGAAAUAAAAUUUAAAUAUGGUAAAUAAUAUCAUGACCAUAUGAUUUUGGAUGUCAAAUAAGAAUUCAAGAAAAUAUGUUUGGGAUAGUAAUUUGAGUAAACAAAAAAGAUUGAAUAAGCCUAUAAUAGAAUGGAUGAAAUCUAAAAAUAAAUUAUUAAAAAUAAGGAUAAAAUUAUUGAGUUAUUGAAAUAGUUGAAAGAGUAUAAAAAUACCUUUCAACAAUCUAAAACGGAGGAAUCGUAGAUAGAUAAAAAGGAAUUCCUUCUACAACUAUAAAAUCUAAAAAUUAUUUUACUUUAGCUUGAAAAUAAAAUAUAGAAAAAAACACAACAUAACUCAGAAUAGCUGUUAUAAGACCUAUAGGUAGAAAUAAAUAAAUUAAAGGAAUUUAUUGAUCAAAAUUUUGUUGUUUAAAAACAAAGAAGUGAUUCUAUCGAUACUAUAAAAAAAACAUAAAAGUUUGAACAUGGAAGAUCAUAAUCAUAAAUACCAAUAAUUUCAACUUUGGGAUCUGAAAUUUCUGGUCCAAUUUAAAGUCCAAAGAAUAUAUAAUAUCCAGUUUAAAACGCUCAAGAGAUAUUUGAUUCAUCAGAUGAUCCUAUUUAAAUUGUCAAGAAGCCAUUUUCUGAAUGGAAUAGUUAUCAAUUAAGCUUUAAUUAGAAUUAGCUGAAAUCAAUAUCUGGUAUAAGUGGAUAAGAAUAAUCAUUUAUCACAUAAAAAGAAAGUAGCUUACAUGGUUCCAUCCUAGAAGCUAUGUCUAGUAAUAGAAAUAAGAAACCAGAGAUUCAUCUCAUAGUAUUCUUACAAUUGAACGAAAGUACCAAAACCUAUGAUCCAACUAAAAAUGAAGAUCCAACCAAAUAUGGUUAUAGGCUGUAUAGAAUUGAUAAUCAAUUUAAUAUCUUUAGUUCGGAAGAGAAUGAGAAUAUGAAUAGUUACUAAAAGUUUGAAAGGCGACUUGAUGUUAAAUAACUUAUUUUGGAUGAUUGCAGCCAAAAUGCUUUGAAGUUUAGGAUGAUUUAUGAACCUUCAAUGAGAGGAAUAGUUUAAGAUAGUUUGGCUCUAAGACAUUUAAAUAUGCAACAUCUGCCAUUCAAAUUAUAAGGAAACACUUUAAUAGUAAAUGGGUUAUGCUUAAACGAGCAAGACUUAAUUAAAUUAUAAUUAUUAUUUAAGUAAUGA
Paramecium tetraurelia is the source of this 2322-nucleotide messenger RNA. RefSeq lists its product as uncharacterized. Lineage: Eukaryota; Ciliophora; Oligohymenophorea; Peniculida; Parameciidae. The transcript is spliced from 4 exons. The record is from RefSeq and is a predicted model, not a curated record.